GUUAAUUGAACAGAUUUACGAUGAGUAAAGAUCUGCUGAGUAUGGAGGAAACCUCCAGCGGUCACAAGGCAAACAAAGAGACUCUGACACCUUACAAAAUUGGAGUAAUUCUGUUGAUAAAGGAAUACUGCAUAGCCAUUCAAAGAUCUCCUCCAGAACGUCGAGACUUCUGCAUUGUUGCAUUGAAAUUAAUUCAGUCUCCAGAUAUGGAUUUAAAAGCCCUCAUAUUCGCUCUGUGUAAAACUGAAUACGUUCUCCAACGUUUCGCACGUACAAUGGAAGUUGAAUGUGUGCAUUUAACAAACAAGAGCGUUGGAGUCGAGGGUCUUUUGGAGUUGUUCGACGUCCUCUCAAGACUGGUUAAAUCUCCACAGGAUCAUUCUCUGAAUUCCUAUGCACUGUGCAGAAGUUCAGUUCUAGGUUUGUACGUUCGUAGAACAAUCAUCUUCUUUGAGGAGCUGGCUUUCUCCGAAGUUGCGCAAUUGUACGAUGCAUUCGUCGAGGACUUUGAAGAAGCUGCCAUGGCCCUGGCGAACGCGCGAAGCCUUCCAACACCGAGGGUGGACCUCGGGAAUGUAAAAGAAAUAUCCAAGAACAAAAACAUCUGGGAUUGUAGAAGAGCUGAGCUGCUGGUGGCUCAGCAAGCCCAAGCUCUCCAGACAGACGAGCACAAGGCGAUACCCCCAGCUAAACUCCAAGUUCUCGUUCGAGAACUUCUGGCUUGCAAUCCCUAUUACGCAGAAGCCCAUUACCUCAGUUAUCUCAAUUGUCUCAGAGUUAAUGAGUACUGUGGUGCUCAGGACAGUUUGUAUCACUGUUUUGACAGGCUCGCACCUCUGGAGAACAGAUCAGCAACUGACGACAGGUCCAGAACAUUUAGAUAUGCUGCGCUGAACCUGGCAGCUCUUCACGCACAAUUCGAUCAUAAAGACGUGGCCAAGGCUGCGUUGAAGGAGGCCAUUAUGAUGGCUCAGGAGGCUGGGGAUAAUGUUUGCUUGCAGUUGGCACAUGCUUGGAUGUAUCAUUUGUCGAAAGAGAAUAAGAGUCAGUUGAUCGAACGUUCAGUUGGAAAAGCAAGCAUGCUAGGUAUCACUCACACAACGAGUCUAGGUUUAAUAGCUUCAGCACACAAUUCAGCACUAGAAGGGAAGAGUCCAUCGCACGUGUUUCAGACACUGAUUAAAUCGGACGUUCUCAACUGUCAGCACUCCAUGACGGAUCUGAUGUCGAUGUCGUACGCGGAGAAAGCAGCCCUCUGGGCUUACUAUGGCAAAGCCGAGAUGUCCAUAGUGUCCUCACAACUUCUGUUGCUUCAUAAUUCGGGAAACAAGAAACAGACAAUGUUCAAUGGGGCCUCGACGUGUCAAGCUGUUGUUAAUAUCGUCAAUGCCCUCGUAGAGUUUGGGGAGUACAGUUUAGUGGAUGUUGUGUUGGAUCACGCAAAGGAGAGGUUCCCUAAUGAACCCUCUAAUAAGAUAUGGAUGCUGAGUCAACAAUUGUAUCAAUUAACCAAAUUAAUGAGACACGAGAAAUGGAGUGACGCCGAAGCGACAGCAAAUCAAAUAUCAAGUUUAGACACGAUUGAGAGUAAAUUUAGACUAGCUGAAGUUGCUCUGGCAAAGGGAGAUUAUCCAACUGGUUUGGAUCACAUAAGUAAUAUCGAAAAAGACGAGGAUUUGAAUCCCCAAAAUCGAGUGAGGGCGAUGAUUCUGUCCAGCCAAAUCAUGAACUCGUCAAUUCUCCCAGGGAAUGGCAUAACAGGAACCAAUUCCUUAGUUUUAUUAAACUCAGCACUGGAAAUGGCGACAAAGUAUCAUCUCUCGUAUUACGAGGCACUGGUGAAGAUGCACUUGGCGAAUGUCCAGCUCAUCAUGGGAAUGCCAAAUCAAGCGUCCACCCUCAUAGACGAAGCGAUUGUUCAGAUCCUGGCUCAUGGUGGCUGGUACGACCAGGCCCGUGCCCUAGUUCUCCACGCAAAGUGCCUCGUGGCGACAGCCCCACAGGCUCCAGACAGGCGCAGAGCGAUCAUUCAAGAUGCCAUAAAAGCUCUUCUCAAGGCCAGAACUCAUUUCACUAAAGUCGAGGCAUUUGGCAAAGUCAAGAACACAGUGUAUUUAUUAAGUUUACUGUAUAAUGAGGUAGAUCAGAAAGCAGAGCGUAAUCAGUGUGCCUUUGAGUUUCGACAAUUCGAUGAACAAUAUCCAACGAAAGCUAAUACCUCAACAUUGUAUUAAUAAAAGUUUUUUAA
Messenger RNA from Fopius arisanus, 2248 nucleotides. It is a transcript of the gene ida, whose product is annotated as anaphase promoting complex subunit 5 ida. The record is from RefSeq and is a predicted model, not a curated record. Gene Ontology annotation, cellular component: anaphase-promoting complex. Gene Ontology annotation, biological process: positive regulation of mitotic metaphase/anaphase transition; anaphase-promoting complex-dependent catabolic process; protein K11-linked ubiquitination. Lineage: Eukaryota; Metazoa; Arthropoda; Insecta; Hymenoptera; Braconidae. The transcript has 7 exons. The coding region runs from base 21 to 2234 and encodes 737 amino acids.